This is a messenger RNA of Salarias fasciatus (jewelled blenny), 3236 nucleotides long. RefSeq names its product adaptor related protein complex 1 subunit gamma 2 (gene ap1g2). The coding region runs from base 102 to 2489 and encodes 795 amino acids. The transcript is spliced from 22 exons. NCBI's taxonomy places the organism in Eukaryota, Metazoa, Chordata, Actinopteri, Blenniiformes, Blenniidae. Gene Ontology annotation, cellular component: membrane coat; AP-1 adaptor complex; Golgi apparatus. The record is from RefSeq and is a predicted model, not a curated record. Gene Ontology annotation, biological process: vesicle-mediated transport; intracellular protein transport.
UCUGACUGCUGCGGAGUGGAGUAUCGCUGUGCGGUCGGCUGAACGGGUAUUUUUUUUUUUCUUUUUAAAUAAAUACUGGCUUCUCUGCACAUUUUAAAGCCAUGUCUCCGUCGGUGCCCCUCCAGGAGAUGAUCCGGGCCAUCAGGUCUGCCAGGACGCAGUGUGAGGAGCGAGGCGUCAUCCAGAGGGAGUGCGCGGCCAUCCGGGCGCAGUUCAGGCAAGCCGACAAUGGCGGGCGGUCGCACAACUUGGCCAAGCUGCUUUACGUGCACAUGCUGGGUUACCCCGCUCACUUUGGUCAGAUGGAGUGCGUGCGCAUGAUAGCCAGCUCGCGCUACAGUGAGAAGCGUGUGGGGUACCUGGGAGCCAUGAUGCUGCUGGACGAGAAGCAGGACGCCAGCCUGCUCAUCACAAACUCCAUUAAGAACGACCUCUCCAACAGUAACCAGUACGUGCAGUCCCUGGCUCUGUGCACGCUGGCCUGCAUGGGCUCAGCCGAGAUGUGCAGAGAUCUGGCGCCGGAGAUCGACAGGCUGCUCCGAUCCUCCAACUCCUACAUCAAGAAGAAGGCUGCUUUGUGCGCCGUUCACAUUGUGAGAAAAGUCCACGAUCUCGGAGAGCUUUUCGCCCCGGCCGCUCGUUCGCUGCUUUCUGAAAAGAACCACGGUGUGCUGCACGGCGCCGUGGUGCUCAUCACUGAGCUGUGUGAGCGGAGCCCAGAAACACUCGAGCGAUUCAGAAAAACAGUGCCUGAUCUGGUUCAGAUCAUGAAAGGUCUGGUCAUUUCCGGUUAUUCUCCGGAGCAUGAUGUGGCGGGAAUCAGCGAUCCCUUCCUUCAGGUACGCAUCUUGAGGUUGCUGAGGAUUCUCGGUCGCAACAACGAAUCGGCGAGCGACGCCAUGAACGACCUUCUGGCUCAGGUGGCGACCAACACUGACAGCACCAAGACUGUGGGCAACGCCGUGCUGUACGAGACUGUUCUCACCGUCCUCGACAUCAAGUCAGAAAGCGGCCUCAGGGUACUGGCUGUCAACAUCCUGGGACGAUUUCUUCUCAACAAUGACAGGAACAUUCGAUAUAUUGCCAUGACGUCUCUUCAGAAGAUUGUUGUGACGGACCACAAUGCAGUGCAGCGCCACAGGGGGACCAUUGUCGAUUGCCUGAAGGACCAGGAUGCAUCUGUGAAGCGCCGUGCCUUGGAGCUCUCCCUGGCUCUGGUGUCAGCCUCCAACAUCCGCUCCAUGAUGAAGGAACUGCUCCUCUUCCUCUCCUCCUGCCCCCCCGAACUGCGCAGCCAAACGGCCAGCGGUAUUUUCAACGCGGCCGAAAGGUAUGCGCCCUCCCAGCGCUGGCACAUUGACACCAUCCUGCAUGUCCUCACCACGGCAGGGGGCGACGUAAGAGACGAAACGGUCCCCAACCUGAUCCAGCUCAUCACCAACACCUCCGAGCUGCACUCCUACACCGUCCACAAGCUGUACCGCGCCCUGAUCACCGACAUCUCUCAGCAAUCUCUGGUCCAGGUGGCGUGCUGGUGCAUCGGAGAGUACGGAGACCUGCUGCUGAAGGGAGACUGCCAGGAGGCUGAGCCUGUGCAGGUGUCGGAGGACGACGUCCUGGACGCCCUGGAAACGGUCCUGCAGUCCCACAUGUCGUCCCCGGCGACCCGAGGCUUCGCUCUCACCGCCACCAUGAAGCUCAGCACCAGGAUCACCGAGAAUGUGGAUCGCAUCAGAAGCAUCGUCAGCAUCUACGGCAGCUGCAUCGACGUGGAGCUCCAGCAGAGGGCUGUGGAGUACAACGCUCUCUUCAAAAAAUACGACCACAUGAGGGCGGCGGUGCUGGAGCGGAUGCCAGUGAUUGAGAAGAACUCCCCGGGUCACACCAACGGGGAGUCGACAGGAGAGGCGGUGAAGGAGGUUCAGCCGGUCAGAGUGAAACAGGGAGAGCCGCAGCAGCCGGCGCAGCCUGCCGGCCAGGUCUGUGACCUGCUGGACCUCCUGAGCAGCACGGAGGAGCCCCUGCAGCCCCCCUCAACGGGAGGCGGCGGCGGACCCCCCCAGUCCAGCGGCUCAGCCGGCGCCGCCGGAGGAGACCUCCUGGACCUGUUGGGGGGCCUCGAUCCCAUCCCCCUCGCACCAGCUCCCACGGUCACCGUGUACGACAAGGCCGGAGUGAGUUUGACACUAAGCUGUGAGAAGCAGUCGGACUCGGGCCUGACGGUCACACUGACAGCCUCCAAUUCCACCGACUCGGACAUCAGCAGCUUCACCCUGCAGGCGGCCGUGCCCAAGAGCGUCCAGUUACACAUGAAGGCCCCCAGCGGCGACUCGCUUCCCGCUCGAGGCGCCGCUAAAGUCACGCAGGUAGUGAUGCUCAACAACCCAAGCAAGGUUAAUCUGAAAAUGAGAAUCCGCUUGUCGUACAGCAGCAGCCAGGGAUCAGCGGUCCAGGACACGGUCCAGGUGGACUCCUUCCCGGCGCCGUGACGGCAGCUGGCCGCCCUCCAGCAGCGUCGUGACUGCAGCACAGGCUGCCGUUUCUCAGCUCAACGGUUUUCAUUUUUGUUGGAGUCACAUUUUUCUCCCACUCCCUGGAAGUGUUAAUGUGAUUUCAGCAAACAGGUAUAAUUUAAGAAAGAAAAAAAAACAAAAAAAAAAAAAACUUGUUUUAUUUGGGGUGGGGUUGCAAUCACUACUGUACUUUGAAAUGUUGUCCAUUAGGUGGCAUUCAGGUUCUUUGUUUACAAGCUGCUACAUCUGAUUGUAUUCAAGUGUUUCACUCCGGAAUUGUAGAAACUUGGCGGCUCCAAUCGGUGUAAGCCACUGGAUCAACCCCCCAUACUUCACUCCAUGCGCUCACUCUUUCAAAGCGGGGGAAACUCUUAAUGAGCCGCAACCUUCAGCAGGAAUCUCAUGGAUCCAGUAUACUUGAUUUUAUUUAUGAAGACAAAGAUAUGCAUUCGAACUGGAAGGAUUUAAACACUACCUUAUGUGCUGCACUUAACUUGCCUUCUGUUACUCAGACCACCCUAAUUCAUUCCCCUGUGCCUUUCAUUCCUUCUUUAAUCAUAUUUUGAGGCCAAGAAUAUUUAAAUAUAAAUUAUACCCAUGUUUGUAUCAUCCCCAUACAAGCAAUACUUGCUUUUUGUGAGCAGUGGCACCGUGUCUGUUGUUUACAGAGGCUCCGAGAGAGUUAUUUUAAUUUCUGAGUACUGUGUAAAGUGAUGCGAGAAG